Messenger RNA from Strongylus vulgaris, 477 nucleotides. The record is from the annotation of a GenBank genome assembly. NCBI's taxonomy places the organism in Eukaryota, Metazoa, Nematoda, Chromadorea, Rhabditida, Strongylidae.
AUCGAAGAGUAUAAUUUUCAGGAGUUUUCUGCUGAAAAAUUGUUCUCAAAUCUUAACGUGUCUGGAGAACAGCUAUCAAAAAAUUGCACUCAAGAUCUGGACAUUAUCAUUAAUGGCAUUUACUCCUUACCCGAAAGGAUACUUCAACAAAAAGUUAGGGAGAUUGACUCAAAGCUCAUUAUACCCGUCAUUGAUUCUAGUGGAAAAAUUGGCCCCGGGAUACUCCGAGGGCAUGUCACAUUUAUCGGUUCAUUCGAACAAUGUAAGGCUAUCGACUACCAAGACAAUGACAUUCGCCGAAGGAUCAGAGGAGGAUACUUUAGGGUUACGCUUCGAAUUCCUAGCGGUAACAUCAGCUUCACUUUCGAAUUAGAUAUAUGUGCACCAGCCUCUUGUUCCGGGGAUGAAUUGCACUCAGUUCUCAAAAUGCGUAAGUUAUUAGAAAAUUCAUUAAAUGCUAAAUAUUUUUCUCCAUAG